Molecule: messenger RNA, 414 nt
Organism: Notechis scutatus (mainland tiger snake)
Lineage: Eukaryota; Metazoa; Chordata; Lepidosauria; Squamata; Elapidae
Source: RefSeq, a predicted model, not a curated record
AUGCUGAUUCCGGCCCUUCAAGAAAUCCAGGUUGACACCCCUUGCUAUAAAGAAGACUCGCUUCCUCUGACCGUGGUCGGCAUCUUCAUUGAGCAGCCCACCCCUUUCCUCGACCAGUUCUUCAAAAGGCUCCAGCUUCUCCGCUAUCCGAAAAAGAAAAUCCACCUGUUCAUCCACAAUCACGAGGAACAUCACCUGCCUCAGGUGAGCUCCUUUGUGGAGAAGCACGGCCAGGAAUAUCGCUCCCUGAAAGUGAUGGGGCCGGAGGAUCACCUGGAGAACGCCGAGGCUCGCCGCCUGUGCAUGAACCUGUGCAAGCAGAACCCCGCCUGCGAAUAUUACUUCAGCCUGGAUGCCGAGGUGGUGCUCAAGAACCCAGAUACCCUGCAGGUCCUGAUGGAGCAGAAUAAGUGA